Molecule: messenger RNA, 2353 nt
Organism: Camellia sinensis
Lineage: Eukaryota; Viridiplantae; Streptophyta; Magnoliopsida; Ericales; Theaceae
Product: Transmembrane amino acid transporter family protein
Source: RefSeq, a predicted model, not a curated record
UUAAACUAAUAUACAUAUACGUUGGAACUGGUAUCUGUUUGGCGGAUUACUCUAUAAGACAUUUCUCCAUUGAUCCUCUCUCCAACCUCCUCUUCUUCUAAUUGGCGCCUCUCAAACAACAAAAUCCUUAUCCUCAGCACCUUCAUACUGUUUCGUUCCCACUGCUAUCCAUACAUAGACUGAUGGCAGAACCUCCCCAAAUUGAUCGAUUUCCCGAGUGCAGUCGCGACGAAGACGCCGGAGCAGCUUUCGUCUUAGAAUCAAAAGGGCAGUGGUGGCACGCGGGGUUUCAUCUGACGACUGCGAUAGUAGGGCCGACGAUACUGACGCUACCCUACGCAUUCAGGGGGUUGGGGUGGGGGCUAGGGUUCUUGUGCUUGACUGUAAUGGGAGUGGUGACUUUUUACUCUUAUUACCUCAUGUCUCUCGUGCUUGAACACUGCGAGAAGGACGGUCGCCGUCACAUCCGCUUCCGUGAGCUCGCCGCCGAUGUUCUAGGAUCUGGGGGGAUGUUUUAUCUUGUAAUAUUCAUCCAGACGGCAAUCAACACUGGCAUUGGAAUAGGAGCUAUCUUGCUUGCAGGUGAAUGCCUCCAGAUUAUGUACUCAAACCUUUCCCCUAAUGGGUCCCUGAAAUUGUACGAGUUCAUAGCGAUGGUGACGGUAGUGAUGAUAGUUCUUUCCCAGCUUCCAACCUUCCACUCCCUCAGACACAUUAACCUGGUUUCACUUCUCCUCAGCUUGGGCUACACUUUGCUUGUCGUUGGUGCUUCUAUUCAUGCAGGUACCUCAAAAAAUGCCCCGCCAAGGGACUAUUCUCUAGAAAAGUCAGAGUCAUCAAGGAUUUUCAGUGCCUUCACUUCUAUCUCCAUAAUAGCUGCUAUUUUUGGGAAUGGGAUACUACCAGAAAUACAAGCAACUCUGGCUCCACCAGUCACUGGGAAGAUGCUGAAAGGCCUUUUGUUGUGUUACUCUGUAAUUUUCGUUACUUUCUACUCUGCUGCAGUGUCUGGAUACUGGGUUUUUGGGAACAAAUCCAACUCUAAUAUUCUCAAGAGCUUAAUGCCUGAUAAUGGACCUUCUUUGGCUCCAACAUGGGUUUUAGGCCUAGCAAUUGUCUUUGUUCUCCUUCAACUCUUUGCCAUCGGGCUGGUUUAUUCUCAAGUGGCAUUUGAGAUCAUGGAAAAGAAAUCGGCUGACGUGAAGCAAGGGCUGUUCUCCAAACGAAACUUAGUCCCAAGACUAAUUCUCCGGACUCUGUACAUGAUAUUCUGCGGUUUUUUUGCAGCAAUGCUACCAUUUUUUGGGGACAUUAAUGGUGUAGUAGGGGCUAUUGGGUUCAUCCCUCUAGAUUUCAUCCUCCCUAUGCUUCUCUACAACAUGACCUUUAAGCCCCCAAGAUCAUCCCUCACCUAUUGGAUCAAUGUCUCUAUAAUGGUCGCCUUCACUGGUGCAGGAAUCAUGGGUUCAUUCUCAUCUAUCAGGAAGUUGGUUCUUGAUGCCAACAAAUUCAAGCUCUUUAGCAGUAAUGUGGUUGAUUGAUUUCAUACAUAAAAAAUAUGGCUAUUUCAAACUCAAAUGUGUGGGGAAAAUUCCCUAGACACUUCGGAAACAUUUCCACAAGAGUGUGUUCAUUAGAAACGAUAGUUGCACGUAACUAAAACACAAAAAAUGCAUAGAAAGUAUGGUGUGUGGCUUUGAGUGUUAUGUGAGUCCUCUUUAAAAUAAAUCUAAACCACACAGUGCACCUUCUAUGCACUUUUCUGUUAAGUGUGUUCAAGGAGAAUACACAAAAGUGCUAAGUCCAAUCUAGUACAUGUUGUUUUAGGAAAGAGAAAUAGUAAUGCGUUGUGCAAUUCAAGUUUGCUACGUACAUACAAUGACAAUUGACCGAAUGGAUUACCAACAAGACACAUAGGUACUCGGCUCACAAACAUUAGGAGCCCACAAAUGGGUGUCUUGUUAGUUGUUCAUUUAGUUAUUUGGUCGUUGAGCCUAUCUUCUUCUUCUUCUUUAUUUUUUGGUUUUUUUUUAUGUUUUAUUUUUUAUUUUUUUUUUGUGUGCAAAUAUUUCAUAUACUCAGAAAAACUUGUUUUCUACUGUAAUGCCCAAAAACUUGAUUGCGUUUCUAUACUUCUGUUUCUUCAUUUUCUUUUCCAUCAAGCAAUCAGCUCAAGCUUCAAUUCAGGAAAUUGAGUAUGAAAGGUAUGACUAGCAUUGAAACUGGGAUAGAAAUAGAGAAAAUUAUACUUUACCCUCUUGAUUUACGCUCUUAACUGUAGGUUGUUUUCACGUGAGUUUGCUCAAUUAAAAACUGCUACAUAUUACUCCUUUAAUUUUUUGAUUUGUUUCAA